Triplophysa rosa is the source of this 6599-nucleotide messenger RNA. It is a transcript of the gene gpr184, whose product is annotated as G protein-coupled receptor 184. The transcript is spliced from 2 exons. Gene Ontology annotation, biological process: G protein-coupled receptor signaling pathway; negative regulation of G2/M transition of mitotic cell cycle; G1/S transition of mitotic cell cycle. Gene Ontology annotation, cellular component: membrane. The coding region runs from base 2027 to 3043 and encodes 338 amino acids. NCBI's taxonomy places the organism in Eukaryota, Metazoa, Chordata, Actinopteri, Cypriniformes, Nemacheilidae. The record is from RefSeq and is a predicted model, not a curated record. Gene Ontology annotation, molecular function: G protein-coupled receptor activity.
UUAACUUUGGGCCAGCAUGUGCGUCUGAUAAAACCAUUUAUAAAACGGUUACCACACAAUACAAACAUCAAAGCCGAAAAAUAUGUAUCAAUGUAUGUUUCGUGAAGUAAAAUCACUUAAAGUCUUCCAGUCCAUGAUCGACUGUGAACAGCAACAGAAUGUUUCGUGGCUAAGGGUGCGGCGUGAUACACAGAAUUGUUGGGUGAAGCAGUCAUAGCCAUGUCGUAUCGUGAAUAAAGCAAAGCUAUUGACACAGCUAUCAGAAUCAAGGACUGUAACUAACUGUUUUUUAUUUGUUAUAUAGUGUUUUAUUUGGAAGAAAACAGUGUACAGUAUUUAGACAUUUAGAAAUAUGUUAGCAACUGACAUUUCUGAGACGCCAUUGUCUACCAUAGUAAAAAAAGAAAUAUGGUACUCAGGGUACCCCAGAACUGUUUCUUUUCCUAAAUUCUUCAAAAUAUCCCAUUUUGUGUUCAACAGAACAAAUAAAAUUUAUAAUAAAUUUCCUACCAUGGUAGUCAAUGAUGUCCCAGAAAUCUCAAUUGCAACAUUUAAAAAAAAUAUCUUUCUUUGUGUUCAACCAUACAAAGAAAUAUACAGGUUUGGAACCACUUGGGGAUGAGUAAAUUAUCACUGAAUUUACAUUUUUGGGUGAACUGUACCUUUGCGAGUCGACAAGACACGUUACUAAAACAUUUUUUGAGUGAUUUUGACAACUUUCACUUUUAAACAGUGAGGUAAACAAGACCACAAAUGUAAUGAGUCAUUUUGAAUGGAGUCCUCUGGAAAAUGUCUCGUACAGUUAAACGUUAAAAGUUGAUGUUCUGACGAGUUGAUGGAAAUCACAUUCGUAUUAGUAAUUCUUCUGAAACACAUUAUUAUUCCAGAUAUCAGUCAUUGUAAGCGUGGGUUGAGAAAAGGGAACUGAAAUCUUUUUUUGUGUAUGCGUUUCUAUUUCGAAUUCUGUCUUUGUUCUAUUGUCGAUGGAAGAUUUCUUUACCCACAUACUGUAUGUUCACCUAAAAAUAUCAAUUAGUCACCACAAAAUUUCCGAAAAUAAUAAUGAUCUAUCACGCAAUAAUAUGUCAUCAUAAUAUUAAAAAUGUAAUGCCACACCCCUUUUACCACGAAUGUGUCGAUAUUUUUUAAAGGAGUUUUAGUUUGAAGAAAUAUGUUCUGUUAUAGCCAAUAAUGUGAAAUUCAUAGCAAGCGAAAGGUCAAGACACCUUUGAAGAAGGCAAGUUUACUCUUUCCAUUAAAUCGAGGUGAAGUACAUUGCGUUUCCUUGAGAAAUGUAACCUUUCAAUGAUCAAUAAGAGAAUAAGAGGUUAAACCUCAUUUCCCAGAAGUGUCAGAAUUUCUCUGAGUGCAUCAGACAGAAAAAACAGUAGGAGGUUUGACUCUAGAGAACAUUUUUUUCCGUUCACUAACCAGUAUACUGUGAGUGAGCUCUUAACACAAAUAAGUUGAAUCCGAUUAUACCAACAUCAAACAUGUUUUAAAGUGGAAAAACUGCAAAACUAGAGCAUUUAAAUGCAAACUAGGAUUCUAUUCCACUGCGGCGCACAGCAUGUCUUUAAAACCAAGACCAAGAUGUCUUUUAUGCCAAACAGGAAGCUGAGGUAACGUUUCAAGCAGACUUCACCAUCUCUGUGAGAUUUCCGUCUUAUCUUGAUCACAUACGACUCAAAAUAAACCAUCUGGUGUGUCCCAUCUUCCUGUAGACGAGCAGUGCACGUUUCAUCUCUCCUCCUCUUACUUUCCUCAUUCAUCUCCUCUCUUCCACUCAGAGCGGAGUGCUGCGGUCGAACUUGCUCUCAGAGGGUGACUUUUGAUCAUCUCCGGGCGGGAAGCAUUAUUGAAGUGGGUGACACUCUCUUCUCAUCUCAGGAGCUCUUUUCUGGGAGGUCACGUGAGAGCCGAAGCCAGACUGAAGCAGUACAGACACUGAGGUGCUCAGGUUAGGGCUGCUGGGUUUGAGAGGACACCCUUCUGCUGGCGGAGAACAUUGUAUCUUUCAUUAGAUAUGCAGGUGGUUAUGAACGCGACGCUCAACAUGUCAAACAAUUCAUCGUGUGUCAUUAUGACCCAGUCGGCAAGUCACCUGCUGAUGUCCAUCAACAUCAUCGCCUUCAUUCUGGGGAUACUGUUCAACUUGGUCACCAUCGGUCCCAUCAUUCAGCAGAUCUGCAGAAAGAACAUUUUGGGCAUCUACCUAUUCGGUCUGUCCAUCUCCGAUCUCCUCUACAUCCUCACCAUGCCUCUGUGGAUCUAUUAUUUUGCCAACAACCACAAAUGGAUGCUCAGCCAGGAAAUGUGCAGCCUUGCGGGCUUCUUUUACUACUCCAACCUGUACAUCAGCAUCUUUCUCCUUUGCUGGAUCUCCAUCGAUCGCUGCCUGGCCAUCACCUUCCCACUGCGUGUCCAAUCCUUCCGGCGCCGACGCUAUGCCUGGAUGAUCUGCGGGCUGGUUUAUGUUUUUGUCAUGGCCAUACAUUGUCUGAUACUGUACUUGGACGAAGUGUCGGAUCCGCUGGACGACAGCGAGAAGAGAUGCUAUGAGACCUUUCCGAUGACGAGACGCAUCGCCCUCUUUAACCUGAUACGUGUGGGCAUCGGUUUCUUGUUGCCUCUUGUGGUCAUCACGGUCUGCUACUGUUUGAUCCCAAGCAAGGUGCAACAAAGCACGGGGGUGGACGAGCACGGCAAACGCAAAGUGAGACUGCUGUCUAUGGGAGUCAUUGGUAUUUUCUCUUUCUGCUUUGCGCCGUACCAUAUUAUUCUGCUGCUACGAUCCAUCGCCUUCUUCUCAGUGGGGGCUGAAAAAAGUUGCUACUUUGAACAAGUGAUGUAUUUGCCUUUCACUUGUUCUCUAGCUCUGUCCAGUCUAAACAGCGUGGUUGACCCGGUGCUCUAUGUGCUCGCCAGCAACGGUGUGAGGGAGGACAUGCGCUUAUACUGUUGCAAAAAAAAGCUGAGACAAGGGACGGGAAGCCCUCUCGUUGAUUCAAAAUGGAGGACCAGAGUAACACAUUUGACUUAAUGCCAACUUUGUAACGGUGGGGGGAAUUCGCUAAGAAUGAAUUAUGCCCGUUAAUGCUGGUUUAUUUGCACACAAUGUCUGUGUGGUUUUUGCAUCCGGCUGACAAAGGGAAUUGUGCAAAUCGGAUAACGGUACAAAAAAAAGUUUUCGAUCUUGCAGGUCAGAUGUGAGUGCUGAUUUAGGAGCAUGAAUCGCUUUUUAAAAUGCUCGAUUACACCACAUGCUGAAAAUAUGGCCGGUGAUUCAAUGAAUUAGCUACUUCAGCUUUAGAAAACGCAAACAAAUUUUACCAUCUAUGAAAAGCACAUUUAGUUCCUAUAUAAACAGGAUUUCAGGUGUUUUGGAUAUAAGUGACAGGAUUUUGUGCCGCAAAACUAGAGCUCAUUAAAGUGAUAGUUCGCCCAAAAAUGAAAUUUCUUUCAUCAUUUAUUCACCCUCUUGUCAUUUUAAACCUGUAUGACUUUCUUUUGCGCGGAACACAAAAGAAGAUAUUUUGAAGAAUGUCGUGAAACCGAACAGCAAUGGCACCCAUUGCCUUGCAUUGGUUUUGUGUCGCAAUAGUGAAUGGGUGUCGUCGCCGUUCUGUUACCAACAUUCUUCAAAAUAUCUUCUAGUGUGAGUAAAUCAUGACAGAAUCUUCAUUUUUGGGUGAACUGUCCCUUUAAUACAACCUUGCGGUGUUUGUACUCAGACUCCAUUUUUGUCCCCCAAAAAAGAAAAUAUUACAAACAUGCAUGUUGUUUUAGCACCCAACUGACAAAGAGAAUUGUGCAAAUCAGAAAACGGUGCAAAACAAACACAGUUUUAGUGCACGACACAAUUUAUAAAGCGCAAUUUUGCAUCUUGCACGGUGUUUCUGAAUGGUGCACCAUGCACGCAAAUUUGUCUUUAAAACGGCAAAAAAUGUGAUCAAUUAUAAAAUAAAAUGAUCCCUUUUCUUCUGUGAUGACAGAAAAUGUACACAAAAAUGUAUUCUAUAUACAUUUCCAAAAAAAAAAAAACGUGUCUCUGAAAAAAAACCCAUCAGCACAUUCAGUUUCUGUUUAACCCUCUGGAGUCUGAGGGUGUUUUGGGACCCUGAUAUUUUGUCAGUAGUUUAUAACUGGAUUUCAGGUGUUUUGUGAAUAUGUUGCAGCUUUUUGUCACAAAUGUCACAAAUAAUGGAAUUAUUACGUUGUUGUUUCAUCUCAAAUGGCGAAUAUAUCACUGUGUCCUUGUGACCAUAAAGUGGAUGUUUGUAAAAGGAACUAGAUCUCUGGCUUUGAAGGACCCUUGAAUCACUUGAACUUUCUGUGUAAGAGCCGUACUCGGUCUAAGAGUUGUUAUUGUGGGAUAAAACCUGUCUUGUUUGUUCUGUUUAUAUGGCAGAUUACUCCCUGUAACUCACCGUUGAAAUAGGUCUAACGGCUAAAGAACAUUUAAUCUAUCUGGAUGUAAAAAAACGACCUGUUGCAAAGUGAACAUUUAGAUGCUCAGCAUGUUGCCACUGUUCUCCACGUAUCCUUCAUCAUAUUGGGCUCAACAAAUGGCGCAUUUUAUCUCCUGCGAUUUACCGUAUUUAACGCUUAACACAAUUUGUGCUGAAUGAAACAAAAGCACAGAUUUUCACUGUAACGAGGCAUCAAAGCAAGCGAUUGCUUUCCCAGGAGACAAACUCAACAGAGAGCGUUCACGGGAACUGUUAAGGUAGAGCGUUUGGGUAGCAUCUCUAAUCCUAAUCACCCACAAUACACUUUUGUACAGUUUUUUUCCGCCGACAUGAUUCCAUACUAUAGAUGAGUGCCUCUCACGUGAUUGCAUUCUGAACCCUUUGUGAGUCUGAGAGCUAGAGUGCCCGUUCUGUUCUACUAUAAAAUGCCACGGACCAACUCAAUUGAGUGAUUUCGGAGCAUUGGCGAUGCUGUGAACUGCAUCUCUGAGUGCCUGGUCUGCAGUCUGAAUGGAUUAAAUGACUGCUCGCUUUCACAUGUUGCUCCAAAUGCUGCCUACCGUGUGUAGAACAUGCGCGAUGCCAUUUAUCAUCGGGACUGACUUGUUUGUGUUUCCAGUUUUAUUUGCACACCAAACUUUUCUCCCAGGUUCAUGUAAGGAGACGAAGCCACAUAACAACCGUAUUGUGUCACAAUAGAGUUAAUGCGAGCCGGUCUGCAUUGCAUGAUAUGAUGCUACAGCUGACGGCUCACCGCAACAGGAACUCUAUAGGGAUUUAGAGCACAACAGUAUAGAACGCUGUGUCUGCUUUCCUUCUCUCAGGGAAUUGAUUUUCACCCUCCUUUUCACCACACCCGAUGAGGUGAGAGAGCUUGUUCAUAUAGGAGGCUUAUUGCAUUAAAAUGCAGAUCAUUUUUCAGUAAAUAGGUGGAACUUAUGGAUCUCACAUUUUAGGCCAAAAUCCAAUAAAGGUCAAUUUUGCGAAUAGAAAUGCACAUAUUGUUUUAAUGUUAACUAGUUUAUUUUAGCAAAAGCAUAUGGACGAUUUACUUGACUUAAGUGUUUUUUUAUUUCCAUUAUUCCUAAUGGUGAUUCUCAUUAGAUUCUGAUUACUGUAAAUGGCCGUCAGUGCCACCCAAGUUAUUGCGUAGAUUGAGCGCAACAGAGUGAAACAGCCAACAGGUGUCUCUAAGAGAAGCUUUGCAGAACACAGAAUAUAUUUUGAAGAAUGUUGGUAACCAAACAACACUGGAGCCCAUUGCUUAUGAACACAAACUCACUGAGACAUUUCUCAAAAUAUCUCCUUUUGUGUUCUUCAGAAGAAAGAGUCAAACAGGUUUUCAACAACAUGGGGUGAAUAAAUGAUGACAGAAUUUUAUUCAUUUACUGAAUAAGUGAUUUAUAUUUUUACAUUACAGUAAUGUAAUUCUUAUAGCCUAGGGCGAGUGUGCUUAAACUAAAAAAAAAACAAUGUAAAAAUGUAACAAUGAAACAAUAGUUACUAAGGGACUGACUGCAGUCUUGAAAAAUUGGAUAACAGGGUUGGAAAGUGUCAUAAGCUUUCAAAAAAAAUCAAACCUAACAAUGAAGUCGUCAGCGAUUUAUGGUGUGAUUUGAGUGACAUUAUCACCAUCACCCUGGCAACUAUUCAAGUGACGGCACCUCAGAGCUUGGAAUGACCUUUUGUAUUUAAAUCCCUCACAGGGAUGUAUCAGGCCAAACCAAGUGCAAUUUACAUAAUGUAUAAAAUGAGAAAAGACAUUGCCAGAUUGGAUACAUUCCGGAUCCUGUUUUUCUCCUGACUGUUUCCUUGCAACUCAGCAGGUCUCCUCUGUCAUUUUUGGUAAGUGACUAAGGAGAUCAAAUUUGUCUCACUUAAUCCUACACUCAUGAAUCUACUGUAUCAUAAGGGAUUGGAAAUAUCUUGAUAUACAGCAACAGGCAACAAAAGGCUGAGUCACAAAAUGAGUUCAUGCAUCACUGUGCACAUUUGACAUUUAUGGAAAAGACUUAUCAAUACUCCAUUAAUUAUGAUUAAUAUUGAUGUAAAUGUGUUUUGAUGUAUAAUUUAUGCUGUGUUGUGGUUUUAUCAUUUUGUUUGUUACAAUAAAAUUCAUUUUUGAGU